Messenger RNA from Candoia aspera, 4258 nucleotides. RefSeq names its product mediator complex subunit 20 (gene MED20). Gene Ontology annotation, cellular component: mediator complex. Gene Ontology annotation, molecular function: transcription coactivator activity. The record is from RefSeq and is a predicted model, not a curated record. The transcript is spliced from 4 exons. Gene Ontology annotation, biological process: regulation of transcription by RNA polymerase II. Bases 153 to 830 code for a protein of 225 amino acids. Lineage: Eukaryota; Metazoa; Chordata; Lepidosauria; Squamata; Candoiidae.
CAGCCACCGCAAGUGGCAAGAGAGGCCAUAGAAUGGCCUGAGUAGCUGCAGACGCUUUUAAGAGGCUUUUCGUGCGGCGGGUGGGGGGCAAAGCUGAUUUUUUUUAUCCGCUUGCUGUCAAGGAGGUAUUUAUAACGCAGCCACCUGGCGAGAUGCACUGGACUACAACAACCAUUACCCUCAGUCUGCCUGAUUAUAGGAGAAGUGUAUCUCAGAUGCCAGUAGCAGAGGGGAAAAGUGUUCAGCAAACAGUUGAAAUCUUAACAAGAAAACUGGAGCUACUUGGAGCAGAAAAGCAAGGAACAUUUUGUGUAGAUUGUGAAACCUACCACACUGCAGCCUCCACAAUGGGCAGUCAAGGACAGGCUGCCAAACUGAUGUACGUGAUGCACAAUUCCGAAUAUCCCCUCAGCUGCUUUGCUCUCUUUGAAAAUGGUCCAUGCCUCAUAGCAGAUGCCAACUUCGACAUCCUUAUGGUGAAACUGAAAGGCUUCUUUCAAAACGCCAAAGGGAACAAAAUAGAGAGCCGAGGCACUCGGUACCAGUAUUGUGAUUUUUUGGUGAAGGUUGGCACAGUCACCAUGGGGCCCAGCGCCCGUGGAAUAUCUGUUGAGGUGGAAUAUUGUCCAUGUGUGGUAGCCACUGACUGUUGGAACCUUGUAAUGGAAUUCAUGCAGAGCUUUAUGGGAAACCAUGUCCCUGGAAUCCCUUCUGUGUUCAGUAACAAGCAUGACAGCAUCUACAGUCCAGCUGACACGAUAGUUCAAUACAUGGAACUUUUCAACAAAAUUCGCAAGCAGCAGCAGGUGCCCGUUGCAGGUAUCAGAUGAGGAAAGUUUCAGAAAAUGUUUUUCAAGUGAGCAACUACUUUGUUGAAUAGCAUGUUCCAACACAAUAUUCCAGAUGGCAGUUGUUACCCAUCAAAACUAUGUUGUAAAUGUGUUCUUGUUGAAGGAUGAAUGCCAUCUCAUAUCAGACUCUCAGGAAUGCGUGCCAUAGUUACUUCGCCUUCGUUUUAGAUUUAGGGAAGCUAGGAGUAAUUGAAACCAAUAUCUGUGCGGUUAUACAUAGGUUAAAUUUUAUGUUAAUGAAAGCAUGGAAUCUGGAUACUCUAAAUAUUUUAAUAUUACUUCUGUUGAAAUAAUUUUACCAGUAGUCCAUAGGUUAUGGAAGCAUUCCAAGAACCCUUGUAUAAGCUGAUUUUCAUAUGCAUCAGAUUGCAUACACCCAUGAAAAUGGCAGCUGAUUUUUGUGUAUGCACAAAACUGCAGCCAUAAUUCUUCUUCUUUCUUACAUAACAGUUACAAGUCAUGGCUUAUCUAAGGUAGGGAAUGCCUAUAUUUUCACAUAUUAUGGAUUCUGCAGAUGUUAUUUCUCUGAAGUUUUACUUGGCCAAAAAAUGUAACAUGUCUUUUUGAAUUAACAUAUACAAGAAAAUACCCUAAUUUAAAGUUCUUGGCCUCCUACAACCUUUAUGAAUCUGUGAGAGGGUUAUCAUAUUUGAGUGGUAGGAUACUAUCAUUGAAAUUGAAGGCUUUAAAUUUUGUACCUUCUGAUUUUGAAAGUAUAUGUCACAGAAGAGGGGAAAGUUCUGUGUAUUCAAAUUCAGUAAGAAUGAGACUUUGGCCAAAUUAUUAUAACUUAAAACAUUUGUCUAAGAUGAUGUCUAAAACUCUGCAAGGUAUAGAUAUGUAGGUUCUCAAAAUUAUUAAAGAAGUUGACUAUAAAAUACCUGUCACUGUAUUUUUCUGUCUAGUAGGGAUUGUUGUUUAGUUUGCAUUUUGCUCCUGCAAAACCUUUUUGUUAGUUUCCACAUGAAGAUCCUAAUCUUUCCAAAUUAAAAAGCUACAAAAAAGCUCUUUUCUGAUUUAUUUAGUCCAAAUCUUGGUAAGUAAUUACUUAACUGACUCUGUAACUGUCUCCUUACAGUAAUCUCUCCAUGUACUCUGCUCUGCUCGUAUAUUGAUUUUAUGCUAUUCUAUGCAAGAAAAACAGACUUUGGGUUUCAAUAAGAGAGCCUAAAUAAUAAUGAAAAAGAACAUGCUAAUGUUCAGUACUAGAAAUUCCCUUCCUUGUACAGAGAUAACCACAGCCUUAAAAAAAAAGUUGCUAAUAAUCACUUGGACCAAGGGGCUUAGGGAUGUUUUUGCUAAUGGGGGCGCUGGCCAGCAAUGAUACCUAGUAGUACAUCUUAAAGAUCAUUGAAAUGUAUCUGUUCUCUAACCCUAAUGUAGUCUAGGUAAUAGUAUGAUUAAAAGUUAUCUAAGUGUUUUUGUUCUCUUAACUCUAAUGUAGCAUGGGUAGUAGUAUCGUUUAAGAAAGAAGUUUUAGUUCACUGUUGCAGGAUAGAGGAAAAAAUCAGGCACUUCUGUAUUUGUAGAAUGGCUAAGGAUAUGGUUGAGCCAAGCUUCAGAAUAUAGUUUACCCUAGAGAUUACCUUAAAUCCAGCAUUGGGACUAUCACAUCAAUUCCACACACACCUAACAACUUAGUUGUGAAAAAAAUAUAUUCCAGUAACUGAUUCUUAUUCUUGUCCAUAUAAAGAUUCUGAUAUGAAUUUAAAUGCAAACUGAGCUUUCUGUUUCUUUGCUGUUUAAUUUACAGAACUAAGGGACAAAUAUAUUUGGAAAGAAAGAUUCAGUCUUUCUAUUCUAAACAAGUCAUAAACAUGUAAACUUCAUUAGGAUUUUAUAUAGAUAACUUUUUAUUCAACAUGCACCAACAUUAAUUAAAAUUAAAUCUGUUGGUAGUCAGAAUCUGUAUAUGUCAAAGUAGUGACUGUUAUUUUGUAAGUCUGAUUUUGGAUUGUAAUAACUUGUAUCUGUCUAUGUAUAAUAAGCGUUCUGCUGAAAGAGAAAGUAAACAUUUAUUUGAAGUUUUGGUUUUAUGCUCAAACACUGCAGCCGUUACUUAUAUUUGAUCUAUUAAUGUUCUUCUAUUGGAAAACAUUAAAACUAUAUGGAAGUAAAAAUUGUGAUCAAUAUUCAUUGGUUCAAAACAAAUUUUGCCUAAAUUAUUCAUGACAUAUGUUUUUUAUUGGUGAGCAACUGUCAUUGCUUAAGUCUGUAUAUCAAAAUGUUAAAGUACUUAGAAAUGCUUCUCAGUAUUUUUAACCUUGUUCAUUGGCUAUGAGCCCAGAAAGAUUUGACAAAUUGAUUCAUAAUAUGUGCAGAAAAUUGUCUGUACUGUAACUAAAUGAGUAAUUUUAACAUAAAAUUGAAUCUGAUCCAUGCACUAUAUCUAACUUUAAUAUGUUGUGACUUUUAUGGUUGCUGAUGAACUGCAGGGAAUAGACUGAAGGCUCAGGCCUUUGGGUUGUUGAUAUUGUGCCUUUAAAGGAGUUAAAUAUUUGUUCUAAAUGUGUUUACAUGGAAGUAAGACAUUAAAUGUCACAGAGUGAAGAAUGAGACUUAGGUUUACAUAGAGCUUGGUUUUUGUCUUUCCAGCCAGGCUGUCUUUGUAAAUAAAAGUCAUGCUCUUCAUAUUUAUCAUGACUUGGACUCUACCUUUGACAAUUCAGUAUGUAGAGGUAUCCAGAGUACUAUUUUAUUAGAUUGUUUUGGAUGGGUUUUAAGACAUGAGGAUGUAGACAAGCUUUGCUCAGCUACCUACCUAUUUGAUCCUUGGUCCUAAUGGCUUAUUAGAUCUAGUUAGAAGGGGGAGCUUAACUGGGUCAGGAGAUUUUUUUAAAAAUCCUUAUAAGAAGGAAUCAUUGCAUCAUCAUCAAAGACUGUAAUGUGAUGGGGGGAAUGGACCUAGAAACUUGUGGUCAGCAUUCCCUUUCUGGAUAAGGUGUUAAGCAAAUGGUGGCUGAUCAAAUCCAGACAAUCUUCGAUGAAAGAGGUUUAUUAUAUUUCAGUCAGAAUUCAGCCUGGCUUUAACCACUGAAAUUGCUCAGGUCACCAGCCUUCUCAGCAGUUUUCAGUACCGCCAGACCACAGUAUCCUUUUGGAAAGGUGUGAGUAGAACUAUUUUAGUUAAUUCUGCUCAUACUUACUGAUUGGGAAGGUGGCGUUCAAAUGCAGGGUUGUUUUAUCCCCCAUCUGUAUAACAUCUACAUCCAUGUUUCUCAAUUUUGUGGCAACUUCCAGAAGUGUGGACUUCUACUCUCAGAAUUCCCCAGCCAGCAUGGCCAUUGCAGAGAAUCCUAAGCUGAAAUUAGUGGUCACAUAUCUGACCAUGACUGGGAAAUACUUACCUAUAAAAUUGCUGGGCACAUUCCAAGAUUUAGAAUAAAAUGCCUUCAGUAUGCUGACGA